AGCCCAAAUGUUCGAUUAAAACGAUCAAAUGGAUACUGAAACAAAAAACUUGCGGGAGGCCGGAGAGGUCUUUCUGUUUAUGCACAGAAUCUUCCGUGCAUCCCGCAAUCUUCGUGCACAUUGGUACAUUGAUCAUCUCGGAAAGGCCGUAUCAAUCGAAGAAGUUCCACAAUGCUCAUCAUAUAAACCAUCAAAAGAUCCAAAAGAUGAGUACAGGCAAGAGAUGACAGUCAUCGGGAUUGUACCAGCCGGAGGAGAUGGUACAGAAGUCGUUGGAGACGAGCAAUUCAUUGUGACUGUCAGAACGAAAUGCACAUAUAUAUCCAGAUAUUAUCGAAUUGUUUUUGUUCUUGAUCUCAGUCCAUCCGUUGUUAUGGCGGACGAUGAAUCCAACUGUUGCCUCGUUGAUCGAAUCAUCCCAAGCCUUCGAAAUGCUCUACGAUCAUCAGUAAAAUCAUUUGUCAUACCCGGAACGAAUCGAAUUUUUCGUCCUCAAGUUCACACGUCCAUCUGCUUGUUCACACCUUUUAUGAAGUUUGAGGAGACUUUUACGUUAUGCCAAGGAGUCUUCGUCACUGAAUCAAAUGUUGAUAUGGUAAUUGAAUCGGUUGAGAUAAAGUUCGUCGACAUCUACAAACGACUGUUCACCUUCUCCCGUCCGAUUCUCGAAAUGUGGGGAAAACUGAAACGUCGUCACAAGCACAAUAAAUUCGAUUCACUUUGUGAGAGUGACUCGCAGAGUGAAGAUUGCAGUCGAAAAGUACCAUCAGCGGAAAAUAUUCACUUAUCUGAAUCUUCCGCAGCAUCGACUUCACACAAAAAUGAUGGAGAUGCAGACAGAGCAAUGGAUGGUGGGAAUCUUAUGUCAAUACAACGUGGAAUAUGGUCUGCAACUGAACGUCAUGAAGAUCAGAAACAAUUGUCAUUUGCAAGUGAUAAGAGUUAUGUUGCACCGGAUUGGUCGCUGAUAUUUAUGCUUCGAAUGGGUCUUUUACAGAUUCAGAUGCUCCCCGAAAAUACUCAAUCUAAUCUGGUGAUAAUCUCUGAUUCAGUCUGCGGUAUGCCUGACGAAGAAGCUUUGCAAAAUGUUCUCACCCAACUCCGCAGUUACACAGUUGCAUUUUCGUUCAUUCAAUUACAAAAGAAAGCUUGUACAGAACCUGUAUUCGGACAUGUUGGAUCAUCAUCUCUCUUUUAUUUCAUGACAAUGGCAACAUUUGGAACAUAUCUUCCACGUCAAAUGCCACAACCACCAAAAGAUCCAUUAAUUCUGAGUAGAACACAAGAGGGUCAAUUAGUGAUAAAACGAACUGUUGAACAUGAUGAUAUAAUUGAUGAGAGCAAAGAGAAUAUUAAUCAAUUUCAUCGAGCAUUAAUUUGUUGGUCAUUUCAAAAUGGUUUGAAUGACAAUGAUUAUUUAUUGGAUACGUUUGCACAGAUUAACAGCGAUUUUUUGGAGCUCCAACAGAGUCAUGUGGACCGACAUCGAAGAUUUGUUGCAGACUAUCAGGCGACAUUGAAUCGUAUGAUGUAUGUGAGAUUGAGAGAAGGAUUCACAUUGAAAUCUACUGUAUUCGUGAAGAACAAUACCCAAGUAAUCCUGACCCUCCGACUCGCUUUUCGACCACUUGUAUUCAUUGAUUACAUCAUUACUUCGGCAUGGCCAGUCAACAAGAAUGUACAUCAAGCAGUGAAUGUGGAGUUGGUACUAGAAGGACCAUAUAAUGAGUUGAAAGAUCUUCUAACAGAAAGCAAUUAUCUCAAUCCAAUCCGAAUGAAUCUUAUAAAAUCUGUAAUUGAUGGAAUCAUCGACGCGGAUCGUCUUCUUCUGCAUAUUCAUUCAUUUGAUACAAAAAUCGCAUAUUUCACUAUACCACCCGGUGUCACCAAGGAGUAUGCUUUAUUUCAACAAGGAGAUCGUUCACGACAAAUUUUGCCGCAACUUUGUAUAGUCAAACCAGACGGUGUUAAAACUCGCGGAUUCGUCAAUUUUUGGAAGAAAAUGCUCGAAGUUGACGAUAGCAAUUGGCAGAAAUGGGUGCACACUCAAACGGAAAGAAGUCUGCUCAACCUGAUCCACGUUCCAUUUGAAAUGUUUACAACCGAAAGAAUUCUGAAAUUUGACUGUCGUUAUCCACUGAAUGCUGUUCUUUAUUCAAUUAAAGUGCGUGCAACAUUCUGUCUUGUUGAAAAUCAAACAUAUGUUACACUGGUCUACGCUACACAAAAUUCCAAAAAACCAUCGUAUUUCUUCAUUCGAAAAGUGAUUUGUAAUGGUCCUGUGGCAAUUAUCAAGACAGCAUUUCUCGGUGGAGUCACUUCAAUAGAGAGAAGACGUGCUGUUGAAGCACAGAGACAACGAUUGAUAAAUGUUACUUAUGGAACUAUUCUUGAUGAGGCUGAUUUAAAAAAAGAAGCGAGAAGAUAUCGAUAUGAAGCGAAUGCUGCAAAGUUUUAUAUGGACCCAACCAAGAUUUUUGACAAAAAGUCAGAUCCAGCAUGUACAGUGUUUCGGCGUCCUCUGGAACGAAUGGUUGUCCGUUACACUCACGUGCCCGCUGAUCUCACAACAAUCGUUCGAGCCGAAGAAAAAACCGAUGAUCCUGAUGAAAUUAUGCUGUUAACACUUCAUAAUACACUUGCAAAAAGUCUGGCGUGUCGUCGUAGUGUCAUUCUUCUCAACACCUUUCAACCAGGCGGUGCAUUCAUUGUUCGACUUCUCGCAGAUUUCUGUCAAAAUGUGCUCAUGCACAAGAGAAUGCAUCAGGAGGGAUUCCGACCGGCGUGGACUCAGAAUAAUGCUGUCUCGUUGCUCCGACAAAUUUAUGAUUCAUCCGGAGCAUCACUGGAGCAGUUUAUCAUGUUUCCAGCGAUUACGAUUCAACCUAAUAUUAUGAAUAAUCCGAUUCUGAGAAGAAAAUCAAAACAUGAAAUCGUCAAAAAGGAUAAAUUCGAAGAUGAUGAUGAUGAGAUUUCCAAAAAUGCGAUACCAUCGAGAUCCGCUGUUGAGACUCUUGCAAUUGUUUGUGAGAUGUGGAAUGAGCCUGAAGGAGGAAAUCCAGAUGAUCAACUGGCGAAUAUGAGUGCGGAACAACGACUCAACGAAGAUCUUCGAUUCAUCUCAGUCCUCUUCACUCUCGACAAAAUCCUCCGUCACAGUGGACAAUGUAAUGAAGUAUUCCCGAGUGAUGAUAAUUCCAAAGGUCUCUGUCAACCAGGAACUCCUGGAAGAAUGUUUCCAUAUGAGGAUAGCUGUAGAUGUACUGAUAUCUAUGAAUUGACGGGUUUACCGAAGAAAACACCACCUUCCGAUAAUGACAUGUUGACCUAUAAAAAACUUCGCCCGAAGAGCAAACGAAGAACUGAGAAGCUCAAAAAUGAUGAUGAUCUGGAGAAGGAAUGGGUACAGGAACAGAGAAGAUGGAUGGAUGUUCCGAAGGAACCAACUCCUGGAAUUUUUCCGAUUCGAUAUAUUCGAAAAAGGAUAGAAGGUGAUGACGAGGUUCUUGGUGAACUCGAUGAGCCAUAUCCAUAUAUUACUGAAGAAACAGUCAACACAACAAUUUCUCCAGUGCCUACAGUAACCGAUAUUCACGCAGAAGCAGUUUCGAAGUUUGUGACAGUCUACGACAAUUUGUUCAAUAUGACCAACUUAGUAUAUCAUGCUCAAAGGAAAUAUCUACCACUUCCACAUUUUGUUCUGGGACGAAAUGAUUCGGACAUUCCACUUUGCAACAAACGUCAAUUAAAUGCACUUCAUUGGCAACUCAGCAGGAUUGCAGAUCUUACAUGGAUUAUUGAUGACACGGAACAUGAUAUUAUUUGGGCAGAUCUGGUGAAAACAGUGCCUGAGAAGGAAAGGCCUCCUCAAACAAAGCUAAGAGUCUACGUGAAAGCUUUAACUGCUCGAAUGGCUGCGUUGAUGUUUGCACCAGUCACUGAUGCGUUUGAUGUCAAAUCUGAAAUAAUUCCAAUGUUCCUUAUGACUAUUCAUGAAACUCAAAUUGCUCAUUGUUACGCUCAAAAUGCGUUCGAUGGGAAUGGAAUCGUCAAUGUUCCGAUGUCAGAUGUACCCGAGCGAUGGGAUUCUGGAGCAAGAUUUGGAUGGACUCCGAACAAUCGAAAUGUAUUUCCAGAGGAAGCAACGACGUUUCCAUCAUUCUGCCGACAUUUUGAAGAGGAGAUUCUUCCACGUAUUCGAAUGAGAGCAAUGUAUGAAGCUGCACGUGAAGAAAUUCCACUCAAUGAAGAAAGUUUAAUGGAUAUGUCCGGAGAGGUUGAUUGUUUGGAAUUCGAAAUGUCGGAAAUUCCAACUGCCUUGAGAAAAGUGUGUCAACAUCUUGGAGGAGAACAUCCACCACCGAAGGAUACAAUUUGCUGUGAAGGUUCCAAUAUUGCGUACAUGUUCAGUAAAAUGCUCUCAAAGAAUUUCAAAAAAGUCGAAGGAACACAAAACAUAUUCUACCUGAAUCCCGAAUCUAUGAUUGAGCAGAAGACAAAGAAAUCCAAGAAAAAACAAGGAAGGUCGAGCCGAACUCGAGGAAAUAGUGGAAUGAUGUAUGUAGAUGGUACAGAAUCAAUUACAUCUCUAUCGGAAGCUGGAGACGAAAGAUCGUUAGAAGGUGAACAUAGUGGUGAAUUUCUGGACGAUGAGGAGAAAACAAUAACUGACAACAGUUCUUCUGCCAGCUCUGAGGAUUCCGAUUCGGAUGAAUCUUCAUCAACCGGAUCGUCUUCCAGCUCAGACGAUCCUAGACCAGGAUCCCCGCCAAGUAGCGAUUAUUCCGAUACGGAGAGCAGAACUAGAGCGGAUAGUGCAACGCUAGGAGAGAUUUACGAGGAAUAUACCGGAAAUAAUCAGCCAAUGUUCAUUCAGUUCAACUGUUCGGUGAAUUUUGACGGAAGAAAAAAGACCGACACGUUUCCUAUCAAUUUUCUACCAACAUGCAUUCACGAGCUUCUCCCAUUUAUUGUUGGUGCCCCAACAGAUCCUGAAGAGAUUAAAAAUGUGGAAAUUGUCAUGGAGCUAUUGGUGUUGACGACUCAAAACUUGAGACCAACUAUGGAUGCAAAUGAAAUUAGUACAAGAUUGUUGGGAAUGGCUAAGAGUCGAGUCAGGAAUCCAUAUGAAUUUGAGAGGCAUCGAAGAGAAAGUUACAAACGAGAAGAAGAAGAAGAAGAUGAAGAUCCCAUAUCUACAAGUGAUGAUGAUGAUGAUGAGGAUAAAGAAAAAAAGGAUACUCUGUUCGAUCUUCCACCUCAAGAACGAAAAGUUAUGACAGAUUUGGUGCGAAAUGUUGGAGUUGUGCUGGAACUCGAGAAGAUUCUUCUAGAAUCUAGAGUCGAGAAAGUGGAUAAGAAGCUUCUGGAUAACGUGAAAAGUUAUAUUGACAAUGCGUGUACUACAUCUGGAAAAGUUGGACACGCUGAAACAAGAAGAAAGCCAUUCAUACUUGUCGAUAACUCGAGGCAGAAAAUAAGAAAAUUCAUGGAUUUGUUGGAUAAUCGAGAGUGUGGAUAUUUGAAGAUAGUACGGCUAGAGGAUACAAAUAUGCUGUAUUGUAGACGUAUUAAUAAUCAAGAAAUCUAUGAAUCCAGGAAAGCCAGCGAAGAAGAUCCGGAAGAUCUACAAGCUCCCAGGAACAUUGGCCCAUUGUCAGUUGCAGAUUUCUGGAUAAUAAUUUCAGUCGACUAUAAGGAUCAUCAGAUUAGUGUGCAUUUCUGUCAACGAUACGAGCACCAACACACUGCUAUGCUUGAUCAAAUGUGGGCCGGGAUUCGACAAGAACUUCGAGUUCUCAAUCAAGAAAGUCUUUUGGAAAUGAUGUAUAUUCAACGGAACGUUGACAAGCUUCUUGUGCCAGAGCAUCGAAAAAUUUCACAGUUUGACGAGAAUGACAAGCAUCAGAGUCCACCGAUCGUUACACCGCUGAGAUUAGCCGGAAAACGGGGACGAAAGCCCACGGAAAUUGUUCCACAGGAUCUCUACUUCUACUUUGCCGAAGGAUAUUUUGCGUGCCCAUUGCAGAGAGAGUUGUGGAUCGCGGUACCAGAACGAAUUCGAAAUCAAGGUCAGCUGCUUCACAGAAACCCUCUACACAUUGCCUUCGAGAAAAUAAAAACUCCACUUUUGAAUUACGCCGUUCAUAAUCGAGCAAACACUUUUGUUUACAAAGAUGUUGAUCGAAACCAAAUUUUCUACUUCCAACUCCAUAUGGAUCGUGAUUCUUAUGAACUGGCAGUGAAGGGUACAAGGACAAAGUUGCGAAGAAAACAAAUGGAAACUGUUGAGCAAAUGUUAGAGACGAAGAUUUGUUUGACAAUAUUUGGAAUCACAGAACCUCAUACAUCAAUUAUCGAAACUAUUUGGAAAUCUCUUCAUGAGAAGUUAGAUGAACAAUUGUUAGUGGAGAUUAUGCGUGGAUAUUCUCAAAAUCAAGAACAACCUCUAUCGAUGAAUGAAAUUUCAUUUCUUCAACCACCGGAGCCAGGCCCCCAGAUUCGAAAAUUUUUCUCAAUUCCAUUCAUCUUUGAAGAAUACCUUUCUGCUCUUCUCUUCUACAUCGGACAACAUAUUGAGGCGAUCAAUAGUAUUUCACCUGCAAAAGUGAAAGAGCAAGGAAUAUUUUAUAAUGGAGAGGCAUUUAACAGGACACCCGUUGCAGCAACUUGGCCUGCCAGAAGAAAAAGUUUUAGAAAAAUAUCGGAUCUUGAAGGAGAUACUGGAAUUACGAUGGGUGUAGAAGCUAAAGAAGGGAAUAUUAUUCGUGCUUUUUCAAUUGAUGAAUGCCCUGAUUCUCUGGAACCAUUGAAUUCCAGUCUGAUCUUCCGAUCACAUCCUCCAAUCGCUGGAAUGCUUCCUCAAGACUAUUUACUUUCUUCUUUCUAUGUCUAUCAUAUACUCCCUGCAAGAGGUGUAGUUGAUACUGGAAUGGCUUUAAUCGAAUUCCGAAUCACAAAACCUGAUGGUCAACUAAUCUCGAGAUUCGAUCAACCGAGUAUGAAUGAGCAGAGUCAUUUGCUGUUGGUUCCUAAUGUUCCAGAUGAUAAGUCAACUGUCUACAGAGAUAUUAUCAAAUCACAUGUUCAUAAUGCUCCGAAACCGGAAAAAUCAUUGUGUGGAUUCGUAGAAAUGAUCGUGUGGACGAAAGGAGAUGUCGUUGAAUCAGCAUUUGAAAAGAUGAUGCAUGAAUUGAUUGAGAUGAGCAUGAUUGAUGUUAUCACUGAGUUUGGAUAUCUUAAUACAACUAUUGUCGAAGAGGGAAUGUUCACUGGUACCGUCUCGUUCACAAAUCGAAAUUCGGAUGUAUUCCUACCUGGCCAAGAUUCAACAACAUCAGAGCCAGCGAAACAUCUGACGAAACAAAGCUCGGCGAGCAGUGUUACCGCUUCGGUGGAUACUAGGCAUCAUCAUUCAGCAGCUACAAGUCAUUCGGGAGAGAUAAGAAGAAGUUUGGUGCACGGACCUGGCAGCCUCGAUAUAGGCAUCAAUCCUCCACCUCCACCUCCACCUUCACAUGUUCACACAAAACCAUCUGCAACUGCAAGGAUGUCAUCAAUUGCAAAAGACAUUGAACAAUCACUGACACAGAAUGAUAUCAGCCUCCGACGUCAAGACUAUAUGAAUCGGAAAAAUGCGUAUAGUAUAAUUAAAUGGUUGGACUAUGUGGAAUCGAAACAAGGAGAGACGAAUAGUGUGGUGAAGCAGAGAAUACGGUUUGAAUUUCAACAUGCAAGUCUUCCGGCACUAUUUGAAAUACGUAAUCGAUUGGAAGUCAGUCUCGGUGGACUCCAUGAAUCAGAUAUUCGAGAACGAGUUUAUCUUUGUGGACUUCGGAAACCAAUGGAAAAUGAAAAUGGAAUAUCACUUCGAGAAUCAAAUCUAUCGAUAUUUGGAACACAUCCCCAUGAUGGUCGUUUUGAAGUUCUAACGACUGAUCCAUUUCACGCAAUGACUGAUGAUUUUGGAGUCGAUGAAUCACAAAAUCAAGAAGAAUACAUUUUGGUCAGUUGUAUUCGAAAUAUUUUCGAUGGAUUCGGAGAGAAUAUGAUUCGAACAACGUCGCAGGUGGAUGAGAUGAAGCAAAUGUUCAGAAAUCAUUUACACGGAAAAUACAGCCCACUUGUGCAAUCUCAUAUGUAUGCUCCUCGUCAGCGAAUAAUGAUGGCUUAUUUAAAAGGAGAUUUCAUGACAAUCUACUUCUACAAUUACCACUACAGUAUACACAAAGAAGCCGUCGACUGUACCAACAAAAUCGUCGGUUUCCACAAUGCAAAGUCCCGAUUGCUUCGAGAAAUUGGUCUACACAAGAUGGGUAUCACUCAUUUAUCGCCUUUCCAUACCGAACCAAAUAACGAAUAUGACUAUGAAGUUCUAAUUUGGACGGAUCCAAUGACACUAAUCUCCAAAGAAUUCCCAAUGGAUCAUAAGACACCACCACAGUUUAUGAGAGAACCACAAUGCUCGAAUAUCUUCUUCAGAAUGUAUCGACAACCAGAUCUUCAGGAAAUUAUGGGAAGAUCAAAGACGUUGUUCAAAAGUGAUUGUGUAAAAACAAUGCAUUAUGAGCAGCUUCUUCGAUGGCGAUCCGGUUUGAAAACUAAGUUGGAUUUCAUUCAAAAAGUGACAAAAGCACAUAUGGAAAUGAUUAAAAAAGAGGUUUUGAUAAAUGAAUGUGAUCUACUUUUAUUCCUACGUCCACCAAAAGUUGCAAAGAAACUUGGGCCCCCUCCAACUCACACUUCAUCAACAUCUUCAGUGAGGCAUCGACAUUUUGAUGAUGAUCAUCAUACGGAAGAUAACUAUUCGUUGACUGAGCGAACAUCGAAAAGAGCUUCGAUAUUUGGAGAAUCUAUAAAAUCACAAGCAAUCGCUGAAUCCGAGAUUUUCAAGGGAAAAGGAGAGUUUUUGAAGAAAACUGAUUUGAAGUUGGGAUUGGCGUCGACAAAGUUUCACGAGAUUAGAACUCCGUUUUUCCUUCGUUCAGAAUGGAAUAAGGAUGCUCCGAGAAGAGCCGGAAAGCUUUUUGAUGAAGUUGUAAGAGAAAGUGAUAUUCGAUCGAUAUUGGAAGAGCCGCUGAAAGAAUUUGUCGAAAUUUACGAAGUUCAAAAGGCGAAAAUGACGAAACAGUUGAUGAAGCGGAAAUAUUCGGAGAAAAAUGUGGAAAUUCAAAUUUCGGAUAUAAUAAUAAAAAAUGAGGAGAGAAAACGAGGAGAAGAGAUGAUUAAGAUUAAAGAUGAAGAGGAAUGGUCUGAAGAUGAUAGUGAUAUAGAUGAUGAUGAUGGAUUAAGUAUUGAAGAUUGUGGACAAUCAUCAAGAAGUACAUCAGAAUCCAAGACAGCCGUUGUUGGAGAUGAGAAUUUCCAGAGAACGUACGGAAGAGUUCGACGCUCAUGGAAACUCAAUCCACCGGUAUCUCCGAUGCCAUUAGACUCCCGACAUAACUCUCAGUCAUCUGUGAUGCCAAUGAUAAAACCAUCGGAAUCUGGUCCAAUCGAGAAAAUGUUCAGUUUUACAUUGAAUGCUGCCAGUAAACUUUCGCGACGAUUGAGUAGAAGGCAACCGGAGAAAGAACCUUCAAUAGAAAAAGCAGAGGAAGCAUUAAGUGACUUAGCACAAUCAAUAAAUGGAGAUUCAACUGAUCUUGAUGAGGCGAACAUGGAGCCUGCAAUUUCACCGAUUAUGUUCAAGCACGCUGAAGAAUUUGCUCGAUAUUUUACUCGAAAAUAUGGUUUCAUUCAAUUCCGAGUUGAAAAUCGAAAUCGACGAUCAAAAGCUCUCAAUCGAUAUACCACGACAAGCAAUAUGUUCUCUGAUCUACCGUACCUCGUGUUCUACAAAGCUUAUGAUGGAGGUGUCAUUUUUGCGGAUUUGAAAUAUGAAAUUCCUGAAUUUGUUGUAUCGUUUUAUAUGUACGAAAGAGCAAAAAUGUCGUCUGCUGAUUACUAUAUGGUUGAUCGAAUGGAAGCGUUGUAUUGGAAAGAAUCGAAAGAAUUGCAUACGGCAGCAAAUCAAUUGAAAGACAGUGUCUGCUUCAUGACCUUCAACUUUGACUACCAUCUUCGAGCAGUUGCCACGUUUCUCGAAGCAAAAGCUAAUAAGAGAAAAUGCUUAUUUGGAGCCUCAAUGAACGUUUUUCAUCUGAUUGAACGACUCUUGGAUUAUUAUCAAUACGAUCUUAUUUUGUCAAAGAAUCUUGUAGCGAUUAAAUAUCUGUACUUGACACGUGAGCACAACGAUAUAAUAUUGACGAGAAUGGAGGAAGAAGAGGAUUUAAUGCUUAUGAAAAUGGAGAAUGAUCCAGUGAUUGAUCAGAGAUAUGCUGGAAAUCCGAUUGAAGACGCUAUUUUUAAAAUCACAGAAGGCCAUCUCUAUAAAUCGAAGCAUCCUGUAACGACGAUCGAAAUGACAGGAAUUCUGAGUCCCCAAAUGAGUAGCCCAUCUUCCGUAAAACAAUGCUCACGAGUUGUGCCAUCAAUCAAAAUACGGGUUCACAUGGACGACGUUGGCGGCGGCGGCAUCGGAUGUGAUGACGAUCGACUCUACUGGCCGCCGACUCAAGAUCGCGAAUUUAUCGAGGAUUUCGAGGGAAAACAACGACGUCGUCUGCUGGAGAACAUGUCGAAAUACGGGACCGAACACGUUCCAACACCAUGGGAAGAUAGCUGUGUUCGACGAACUGUCAGGGAAAUGAUGUCACAACGAACAAGUACAUUCUAGGCACGAGAUUGUCUAUUUUAUAUAUAUUUUUUUUGAAUAUUCAUAUGGUUGUUUGUAUUCAACAAAUUUGAAUUAUGACCAUCGUAUUUAGUACAAUUUACCAUUUUGUUUUGUAUAAUUCUACAGUUCCAAUUUUUCAAAAUUUACAUUCCAAAAUUCUACUUUUUUGCCAUUUUUCCGUAUUUGUAUAAUCAUUUUUUAUAUCAUUUCUCUCUCUCUCUCUUUCUCUGCCUAUAAGAACUUUGUGAUAACCUUUUAUUCGUUCUAUUCAUCAAUAAACAUGACUUAUUAAUCCCUUCCAGUUCUCAAUGAAAUCGUUUCCACAGAA
Caenorhabditis elegans is the source of this 11048-nucleotide messenger RNA. It is a transcript of the gene F54B3.1, whose product is annotated as Protein SZT2. The transcript is spliced from 20 exons. The record is from RefSeq and is marked reviewed. Bases 29 to 10720 code for a protein of 3563 amino acids. Gene Ontology annotation, cellular component: peroxisome. Lineage: Eukaryota; Metazoa; Nematoda; Chromadorea; Rhabditida; Rhabditidae.